AACAAUAACAAGACAGUAGAGAAUUAUGGCACGCGCCGAUAGUGGCAGUCACUAAUAAAAACAUUCUUAUUCUGACAUUGUUGACAGUUACGCAUGCGCAGUUUUAACGACAAAUAAGGACGGUCACUAAUAAAAUAAAACCCUUCCUUAUUUGUGACAAGAUAGUGAAAGGCAGUAUUUUGUCACUAUUCAUGUCGUUAUUUUAGGCGCAUGCGCAACAAAUUUUUAUACAGAUCUGUGGGUGCUCUUUCGUUUAUGAUCUUAAGAUCAUAACCUGUAGAGCGUCGCGUCGUGUCAGAACGUGUGUUACUUUUUGCCUUUUGCUGUGCCUUUGCUUUUGCCUUUUGCGUUUUGCCUUUUGCCUUUUGCCUUUUUAAUAAUGAAUAGCUGUAAUAAGUCUACUAGGUUGCGAUUCACCUACGAAGACGACCUAGUAUUAUUGCGGGAGUUUUUAAAUGUCAACCCCAUAAUAAAUCUACAAGGAUGGGAAAUUAUUCAAUCGAAUGUGGCCAUCACAACGGGCAAAAAUUAUUUAAUAAAAACGCUGAAACAGCACGUACAACGCCUUAUUGAAUUGUUCUUAAAUAAAAUUAAAGUUGACGAAAUUAGAUCGGGAAUUGAGGAACCCCCCUGUGAAAAAAAUAUGUUGCUCCAGGAGGUAAGUUCCCUUGUACAGGAACAUAAAUAUGAUUUUAGAAAAAAGAGAUCCACAUCAUCGUCCUCAUCUAAGGAUCACAUGAUCAUGGAAAUGGGGAAGAAAGCAAGAGAAGCCUGUGCCCAAACAUUUGGAGAGAUAGAAGAAGGAUUGGUGGAAGAGGAAGUUAUUAAUGAGGUUCCAACACCAAUGGCUGUAGAUGAGCACUGCUAUUUUAUUCACGAAGAGGCACCUCAAGAAGAGAUUAUAGUGGAAGAAAUAACUGAGCCUACAGUUCCUCCCACCCCUAGCACUUCCAAGGAAAGUAAACCAACUCCUGCUAGUAGAAAAAAAAUCUUAGGUCAAACUAGAAAAAAAGAGCCCUUGAGAAAAAAUGCCCUGCUAUAUCUACAAGAGAAAAAUGAGAGGGAAAAUAAUAUUAAAAUUAAAGAACUCGAGUUGGAGGAGAGAAAGAUUUUAAUUGAACAGGAAAAACUUUCUCUAAAACGAGAAGAAAUGCGGUUACGAGAAAAAGAGUUGGAACUACACCACAAAGAGGUGAUGGCUAAGUUAGAGGCUGAAAAAAAUCGUGGCGACCUAGACAUUGCAGAAAGAAAAUUGUCAAUACAAUUGAUGCAAUCACAACAAAAGUUGAUUGACCAAUUGCUCCACAAGGAAUAAAAUGUUUUUUUCUACAUAGAUUUUAUUUUUUUCAGUCGCUUUUUUUUUAGUUAUUAGUGUUUAGUUUUUUUUUAGUUCAUUUAAAUUAGUUAUAGGUAUGUUAGUUAAGUAAAAUGUAGUUGUAAAAAUAAAAAAUUGUUAUAGAAAA
Molecule: messenger RNA, 1463 nt
Organism: Sitophilus oryzae (rice weevil)
Lineage: Eukaryota; Metazoa; Arthropoda; Insecta; Coleoptera; Curculionidae
Product: nucleoporin GLE1-like
Exons: 4
Coding region: 380-1315 (311 amino acids)
Source: RefSeq, a predicted model, not a curated record